Molecule: messenger RNA, 1559 nt
Organism: Ruditapes philippinarum (Manila clam)
Lineage: Eukaryota; Metazoa; Mollusca; Bivalvia; Venerida; Veneridae
Product: calcitonin gene-related peptide type 1 receptor-like
Exons: 11
Coding region: 261-1559 (432 amino acids)
Biological process (GO): adenylate cyclase-modulating G protein-coupled receptor signaling pathway; cell surface receptor signaling pathway
Cellular component (GO): plasma membrane
Molecular function (GO): G protein-coupled peptide receptor activity
Source: RefSeq, a predicted model, not a curated record
AUGUAAUAGUCUUCCUUAAAGCUUCAAGCGUAACUUUUGCUAUUUUCUAGAAGCAAGGAAGUAGGGAACGUGAGAGAAACAAAAAUAAUAUUUUUAAAUACUAUUCAUUUGAUAUUGUUGGUUAUUGCGUUAAAAUACCUGAUUUCGUCAUGAAGACUGGAUAUAAAAUAUGAAGAUAAGUCUUUGUAACAUAGUGCGGAUUAAUUUGAUGUUUAAGAUAUCUGUGGAACACGAUUUCUAAUGAAGGCUGGAUAUUUAUAAUGAAGAACGUUCUCUUCAGAAGUUUGUGGAUUAUUUUUCUGUCAAAGUUCGUUUGUUUUGCCCAGCAAUGCAGAAGCAAGUUUGGAAUAUUUCAACCGGAAGACUUUGAUUUUCACGCAUGCGUAUGGUGUUACUUUUUCUUGUAUCCGGAGAAUGUGUUUAAACCUCACCAUCAUCAGCAUUACCUCAUGCUUACGACAAAUAGCUCAAAAUACCCGGCUUAUUCUACAUUCAAAGCUGAUAUUAAAAAUUCUACCUUAGUUGACAUCAUCUGCUCAUCUUUGACACCUGAUGAAUGUGACAGGUGGAAACUCUGUUGUGAAACAUCCCAUAAAUGUUGUCGUAGUCACGCCCACUCCGAGGAUUUCAAUGACACGUGCGCACCAACGUGGGAUGGAUUUGGGUGCUGGGGAAAAGGAACGCCGGGCCGAAUAAGCUCUAUGUCAUGUCCCGUUUUCUUGCCGUUUGCCAUUCCAACAAGAUCGGCUUUGAAAAAGUGCCUGUCAGAUGGUACUUGGUCAAAGAAUGGUGAGCUUGAGUGGACAGAUUAUACACCGUGUCUAAACUAUCAGGAGUUGAAAACUACAAUAUUUAUAAGUAUCGGCUGUCAAAUAGCAAGUCUGUUAUGUCUUGUACCAUCAGUUAUAAUAUUCUUCCAAUUUAGGUGUUUACUACAUCAGCAUCGUAUACGACUACAUAUCAAUUUCUUCCUCAGCUUUAUUCUUAGUGGUACGUUCAUCAUCAUUUGGAACACUACGGUCACCUACGACAGGAUCACCAAUACAAACGUCUCUGAUACACUGCUUUAUAAAAAUUCUGCUCAGUGCAAGCUGCUGUCAUUUCUGAAAUUGUAUUUUAUUAGUACAAACUAUAUGUGGAUGUUUUGUGAGGGCCUUUACCUAUACAGAUUGAUUGUCAACGCCUUUUCACCUCCUAAAAGGCUUAUACCAUUCUACAUUCUCGGAUGGGGCAUUCCUCUUGUUUUUACGAGCACAUACGCCAUUGUGAGAUUAACACAGGCAAAUGAAAGUUGCUGGGCGAAAAGCAUGGGUGACAAAGAAUGGAUCAUAUAUACGCCAAAUCUGUUUUGCCUAAUGGCAAAUAUAUUCUUUUUAUGUAAUAUUCUUCGAAUUCUGCUCACACAACUCCAAGUACAUCCAAAUGAACCAAGUAAUUUCAGAAAAGCUUUAAAGGCCACGUUUGUAUUGAACCCUUUUUUUGGGUUUUUGGGGGGGCGUUUGGUCCCCCCGGGAGUCGUUCCGGGAUCUCUAAAUGAAAGGGUUUUCUAUGGUUUGUAA